Molecule: messenger RNA, 2465 nt
Organism: Coccinella septempunctata (seven-spotted ladybird)
Lineage: Eukaryota; Metazoa; Arthropoda; Insecta; Coleoptera; Coccinellidae
Exons: 5
Coding region: 149-907 (252 amino acids)
Source: RefSeq, a predicted model, not a curated record
UCUGGCAGUGGUGCGCCCUGAGCUUUCCAAGCGCCACGUACGUUUUCCGCAUCAGUUUUCCGCCACGAGCGAAAGCACGUGUUGUUUUCCUUCGCGAGUCGAGUUUUUCGUGUUUUUUAAGAUCGCGGAAACCGUGAAAAAAGUUAGGAUGGAGCCCAGGUUGGUGGUGUUCGGACUUUGUUGGGUUACUACCGUUUUUUCAGUGCCUAUACUAAACGAUAACAUUUCGAACAAACUAGAGGACUUGGAUGAUGUAGAGGUCAUAGAUGACGAUUUCACAACUAGGAGUUUGGAAAGGUUGAGUUCAGCAGCAACCUGUCUUGUAGCAGGAAUUGAGUACACACAUGGACAACAAAUUAAUCGUAUCGACCCAUGUGAAUUCUGCCUGUGUCUAGAUGGGGAAAUGUUCUGUUGGUGGCAAGAUUGUCCACCUGCAACAGAUGGCCCUUGUAAAGAUCAAGGUCCUUUCUCUCAGUGUGAUAAUAUCAUUGCAACAAAAGCUCCAUCUCCAUCGAAAGUAAACCUUCCAACACAAAGGAACAGUACGGAAAACAUAUCGACGUCCAAAGGUGCUGGGAUACAUCAGGACAACAUAAAUUUGGCGUCUGGCGGUAAAAUGUCUUCCACUACAAAAUCAGAAACAUCUACAAAAUAUGUCGAGAGCAGUUCAUCCACAAGUGAAUCUAGUACGCCAUUGUUGACUUCAGCUCCAAAGUUAUGUGUGGUGAUGGGUGUACAAUAUAGAAUAGGAGAUAAGCUUCCGCAUGAUACUGGUAACUGUGUGGAAUGUAUAUGUGGUGACGGUGCUAAAAUAACCUGCUCCCCUCAUCAGUGCGCACCCUUAGGAGAAGAAAUAAAUGAUUAUCGUCCUCCUGAGUCAAGACACACAGCCCAAGAUUCAUUUUAAUGAUUUCUGUGAAAUUUGAAUACUAGAAAGAAGGCCAAUAUUCUCAAAGAAAAUCGAAAUAGAAUGGUUCAUUGAAUAUUAUGGUAGAAUUUCAUAAACAUUCGUUCAACAACCUAUAAUUAGAGAAGACAAGUAUUUGUUUUUUGGAGUAUGUUAAGUUAUUUAUCAUCGAAAAUAGGAACUCUUUCAGUUGUUCCAUCUAAAAGCUCUGGUUUUCCCAAGUUAUGAAUUUUGAGGAAGACACUCAUUUGAGUCUAUUGGCAAUUCAACUGACGGACUUUAGAAUUACCUACCAUGGAUUUUAUAAUGUACAUGAUGAUCAACAAAAUUAAUUGAUAUACAUUUCGAAACAAAAUGAAAAUCGUUACGAAUAUAGAUUAAUGAAAUAUAACCAAAUUGACUGAGGUAGAAGCAUUUCGACAAAGUCCUCUCCAACUGAAAUUUGAUAUUGACAUAUCAGUAGUUAUUUUGAAAUCUUCGGAUACGUAGAAAUAUCGUAUGUACUUUGAUGUAAUUAUUGAAUAAAUAUUUGGACAAUAAUUUAUCAUUUUUUGGGAUGUAAAUGUCAAACAUAUCCAGAACCAGUCAUCAUAUUUCAAGUGUUCAUUAUGAAAACAUUAAAGUUUUUCUCCAUUUAAUUUUUUUUUAGAAUACCUGAUUUCAGAUUACUUCUAGAAAGCUCAUUUCGUUGUUGAGCAACAGUCAAAAAACAAUAUGUAAGAUAACUUUAUCACUCAGAAGUAAUUGGGUUUCAUGAUUAUUUAAUAAAAAAUGUUUCAAUUCAUAAAAUACGAAAAUGAUUCAUUUUCGAAAUAAAUUAUCAUCACUUCAGUUGGAUACACAUAAUUGAAGAUUUAAUACUUUAUAUAUACUUUGGAUAACAUUGAACACAUAUUGAAGAUUCGAACAUUUUAUUUGAAUGCCAUACAUUUUAUCGAGUGGAAAUGGACAAAAAUCAUUGUCACCUAAUUCAAAAUAGUCCCAUAGUUUUCAAGAUUGAAUUCGUAAGGAACCAUAUAUUUUUUACCAGAAAAUUGAAGAAGGAUUUUAUAGAUCUUUGUAAGUUAGACCAAUUUUUAGAAUACUCUAAAUUACUGUAGUUAUAAACAAAUCCAAUACACAGGUUGAGUAAACAUUUUUCUGUUCAGAAAAAACUCCAUAUGACAGCAUUCAGAAAUAUCCGAUGAAUGAUUCCAUUACAUUCGCCCUAAUAUAUUUCUUGAAUAUCAUGCAAUAGAUUACUUAGAAAUUGUUUAAUCUUUUAGUCAUGUUGAUACAGAAUUGAAACUAUCAACUGAGAAUUGCAUGUAAGUGCAUAAAAAAAAUGAUUUUUACCAACAAAUAUUUAUAAUGUUUCUAUAUCUUCAAUGUGAAAAGAAAAAACCACGCAUUAGAUAGUAAGAGUGAUAGUUGAAAUCGAGCAAAUAUUGAAAACAUUUUGUGAAGGAAACAAUUGAAGCAUAUGUGAUUUCAACAAAAGUUUUAUUAAUAAGAUUGUAACUGAUGAAUAGUGGUCCUAGAAUAUGAGUGUAUGAACAUUAAAAAUGAUUAGAUAUUA